AUGUCGUCCAGAAAUCUGAUGCCGCCCGUGCGGCCAAGACGCACCUCCUCUGUUGGAGCCAUAAACCUUGGUGAUACCAAAGUUCCCGGACUGUCAACGAUGAGGGAAAGCGAACAAUCAAAAACAGCCGCUAAAGCUCGCAUGCGCGCACUUUCUGAAACUUCCAAAGGCGAUGCUGAUUUAUUGCGCAAGUUUUGGCUGACAUACCGCGAAAUGAGCUACAGAAACACAUGGCUCACACCUCUGCUUAUCUUGGUCGUGGUAUAUGGAGCUUAUUUCACAUCGGGCAAUCGCACAGAGUCCAAUCCUUUGCAUGCAUUUGUAGCCGUCUCGUACCAAGUGGGUGACUCCGAUAUGUAUGGCAAAGGAAUUCGUGAUCUGUACUUUGUGUUCUUCUACAUGAUAUUUUUCACUUUCCUUCGCGAGUUCUUGAUGGAGGCUGCUUUGCGUCCGCUUGCAAAGCGCAUGGGCAUCACUGGCAAACAAAAAAUCAAGCGUGUCAUGGAACAGACUUACUCGAUUAUCUAUUACGGGAUCUCGGGGCCGUUUGGUCUGUAUAUCAUGUACCAUUCGGAUCUCUGGUUAUUCGCAACUGCGCCAAUGUACGCAACGUACCCAGAUUUUGCCAAUCCCUUCCUGUAUAAGGUUUUUUAUCUCGGCCAGGCUGCUUUCUGGACACAACAGGCAUGCGUAUUAGCUCUUUUGCUCGAAAAGCCAAGGAAAGAUUUUAAGGAGCUGAUCUUCCACCAUAUCGUUACUCUGUCAUUGAUUUGGCUAUCCUAUGUUUUCCAUUUCACGAAAAUGGGACUUGCAGUCUAUAUCACCAUGGAUGUUUCUGAUUUUUUCCUAUCCUUAUCAAAGACUCUCAAUUACAUGGAUUCUGUUCUCACGCCUCCAUUUUUCGUGUUCUUCGUGGUGAGCUGGACUUAUUUGAGGCAUUAUGUCAACAUCAAAAUACUUUGGUCUCUUCUUACUGAAUUUCGUACGGUGGGAAACUACACCCUGAACUUCGCGACCCAACAAUACAAGUGCUGGAUUUCCUUACCUAUUGUCUUUGUUUUGAUUUCCGCUCUCCAAUUGGUGAACCUGUAUUGGCUCUUCUUAAUUUUGCGGAUCUUAUACCGUUUGCUAUUUAAAGGUAUCCAAAAAGAUGACAGGAGCGAUAGCGAAUCGGAAGAUGAACCAGAGAGUCCUGUGAGUGAAACUUACGAGUCUUCCAAAAUGGACACCAAAAAGGAACUCUGA
Lachancea lanzarotensis is the source of this 1245-nucleotide messenger RNA. Its product is annotated as LALA0S02e02190g1_1. Gene Ontology annotation, cellular component: membrane. Gene Ontology annotation, molecular function: sphingosine N-acyltransferase activity. The record is from RefSeq and is a predicted model, not a curated record. The transcript has a single exon. Gene Ontology annotation, biological process: ceramide biosynthetic process. Bases 1 to 1245 code for a protein of 414 amino acids. Lineage: Eukaryota; Fungi; Ascomycota; Saccharomycetes; Saccharomycetales; Saccharomycetaceae.